Molecule: messenger RNA, 2115 nt
Organism: Chara braunii
Lineage: Eukaryota; Viridiplantae; Streptophyta; Charophyceae; Charales; Characeae
Source: the annotation of a GenBank genome assembly
GCCACGUCAGCCGACAGUAGUGCCAUGUCAGGAGGCCCCCAGCCAGGUCUAUGCUCUUGCGCUCGCAAACAGUCGUCAUGGACCAGAAGUCCACGGAAACGGACGAGGCCUAUCAGGCCAGGAUGCUGCUUCUGAUUACCGAAGCCAAGCAACAAUCGGAUGCAGUAGCAGCCGCAGCAAAGAAGAAGGCAGAGGAUGCCGAGAAGGCACGUCUGUUGGCGAUUGAACAACAACACCAGCAAGACGAGGCAGCAACAAAGGUUGCCGAUGAAGAACGACUUCAACGACGCGAGAAGAUAUUCAGCGGAGAGCGAGCUUUGCUCACAAUGGAAGUGGACUGGCGGGCCGAGGACGAUAAUGGGAAGUUGGAAGAGAGUGGAAACAAGAUCGCUCUACUCCUCUCCCAUCUCACGGACCUCCUGGCCACGUGCAUUGCACAGCCGGAGGACAUUCACCACCUCAACAACGCGGUUCAUACGCACAAUCAGGUGUUUGACCAACUCACCAGCCGCCUCCAGCAGUUGGAACAAACCGUUGCCGCCCUCAUUGCCAGCUCUUCCAACACCUUCGAUCGCCUCGAGGCAUUGGAGAUUGACAUUGGAUCCCUCAAGGACGGUGUGCAAUUACAGCAAAACGCCACGCAACAGUUCGAGCAGCGGAUCUGUACUGCCGCCACUUACUCGAGAUCGAAAUCGCGCGAGACAACUCCAAAGUUCGAUGAUCAGGAGAUCUUCUGUGAUUCGACGAAGACGGACCCGAUUCCGUGGUUCCACAAGUUCGAACUCAAGUUGCAGCUACACUACGUCAGCGAGCACAAGCAUCACGUGUACUUACACUCCCGCUCGGGGGGCGCGUGCCAAGCAUGGUUGGACAAUCUCCUGUCCAAGUACGGAGUGGUGGCUGUCGACUUGCACACCAAGAUCAGCAGGGAUGAUCUAAAGGCGGCGUGGCAUAAGCGGUUCCAAGUAGAGUUGUCGGAGAUCAAGGCAAUGGACAAGUUGAUGACCUUCGAACAAGGCACGCUGCCGAGUGUUGACUGGAUUGCCGAGUACCAACGCUUGACAUCCCUCCCAGACAUUCAAAUGGGCUUCAAGGACGUCAAACACUACUUCAUCUCGAGGUCGUGUCCGGCGUUGGGCAACGCCUUGACUCACGUUGAGGACACCCUGACGACAACGGCAGAGCUCUUCGACAAGGUCGCGCAGAUCAUUGUCACGAACAAGGAGGCCAAAAACCUGCACCGGUCGUCUGCGACAGGCCUGACCAGAGAUCAGCAUCGACCGAAAGUGGCCGUGGUCGUGGUGGCAACGCCAACCGACCAAACUGGCGAGGCCUUGUCUGCCAAUGAAGGGGACAGACUUGCAGCGGCCCGGGAUGGUGGCCCCCCAGGCAAAGGCCGAGGACGUGACGUUCGACAUUUUGGACAUGGACUUCGACGUUAUUUUGGGAAUGCCUUGGCUUGCAAGUGCGGAUCACAAGGUCAACUUCAACCGGCGGACUCUUACCGUCCGCGACGCUUUCGGCACCGAAGUGUCGUGCACUAUUCCUCUUCCGCACCCUUCGAUCCGAUGCCAAGUGGUGACGGCCAAGUCGUUCCGGGCUACUUGCGCUUACACAACGAGAUAGGCCUAUGCUUCCUACGGACCGUCACGGUAGCUGACUCUUCACCCACGAACUUGUCUUCGAACCCCCGUGUGGUGCGGUUGCUUGAAGAGUUCACCGACAUCUUCGAGUCACCUACCGGUGUGGUGCCGGAUCGGCCGAUCUCUCACGAGAUCAUUCUUGAGGUUGGUGCCGUGCCGCCGAAAGGAUGCAUUUAUCACAUGAGCGAGGAGGAGCUUAAGGUCCUCCGCGCGCAACUCGAUGACUUGUUGGACAAGGGCUGGAUCCGCCCUAGUAGCUCUCCAUACAGAGCGCCAGUUCUCUUCGUACGGAAGAAGAACAAGGAUCUACAAUUGUGCAUCGACUACCACAAACUCAACGCGCAAACCGUCAAGAACGCGGGGCCUCUUCCUCAUAUCGACGAUCUUCUUGAGCGUUUGGGUGGCACAAAGUAAUUUUCUAAAGUUGGAUUUGAAGUCGGGAUAUUAUCAGAUUUCGAUCCAGCCGGACGAU